Molecule: messenger RNA, 310 nt
Organism: Symbiodinium pilosum
Lineage: Eukaryota; Dinophyceae; Suessiales; Symbiodiniaceae
Source: the annotation of a GenBank genome assembly
GAGCGGUUGGUCCAAGGACGUCCAGGUAGAGCCAGGCACACGUGUCGUGGAGAUUUUGAGACACAACGUUCCGGACGUGCCAGACGGCCAUCGGUUGCGUUUGGUGACGGAGACUGCGGAAGUCCUGAAGCCUGACAGUCGAGUUUGGGAACCUCAGGUCCUGACACUGGUUCAGUACAAGCAUGUUGUUCAAACCUCAGGUCGGCCAGAAAGGGAAGAAAGAUCAUGCUUGAGAUUUGUGCAGAUCCCCUGUGGAGAAGCACAAGUUCGGCCCGGGGCCUUCCGAGCUUGUCGGUGCCUGACGGAAGUC